GUCUAAGUGACGAUUCACUAGAAUAAUUACUCUACCGCAAAACGCGCAGCCUGUAGGUAAGAGGAAAAAAAAAUGACUCACCAAGGUUUGAAAUAACACAGAAUUUUCGCGAUAAAGCGCUCCACACUGGGAACUUUGAAGGCUCCUAUGGGAUAAUCUUGCGUUAUGGCUGAAUUAGAGGAUGUGAUUCCCCGUGACUUGUUCGGUGCGGUAGACUUAGAUGGAAGCGGGUACAUCGACCGAGAGGAAUUAGCCGCAGUCUGCGAUUUGGACGCUCACGAUUUGGCGGAAGUUUUUGAUAGGCUUGAUGCAGACAAGGAUGGAAGAAUAAGCAUCGAGGAAUUCUCAGAAAAUUUUAAAAAGUUCAAGUCUGUGGUGACGGGCGUAAAAAGGAGAAAAUCUGAGCGAUCUUCAUCAGUUGAUGUUGACUACGAGGACCUAACAGACCGACUGGGACAGCAGUUUAGUCUACUAAGUGGGUAAGUGAAUUCUUUAUAGAAAAUCGUGAGGAAGCUUGCCUAGGCCUGAGAAGGAAAAGUUACGUUGACUUACGUUAUUGCCAGAAAGAAAUAUAUACACCCAGAAAUCAACCCGCUACUCACGCAUGAUUGAUUUUUUUAAUUUCACCGACUGUAUUUCUGUAAUACCCCGUUAAAACUCGCUAAUUACGUAUAGUAUCAGUACAAAUCGUUUGCUUUUACCAUCAAGCCACGCUUCGAAUAACAGUGACAACUCUUCGACAAUAUCUACGUGAAGUUUUUGAUUCGACUCGCGUGCGAACACAAUCAUUAGUCGUGCAUCCACUUGAGACCUUAAAAAGCAACUUGAGUAAUUUUCAUGGAGAUAUCCAGUUCUCAAGGCGGGGUAAAACACCCGACUCGCUAAUUCUUUUGAAAAAUCGACAAGAACUCAUGAAGGAUGCAGCUUAAUACUAGAAUAAAAUUGAGCAAUUUAUAUACGAUUCAUCUAUGAUAUUGCUAGUUUAUCUGGCGCUGAACAGCAAAACAGUCUCAAUUACAAAAUUACUGGCAUUUGCGUGAUUUUGCCCGCAAGGACAGUAGUCCUUCUCUGUUCUUUUACACCAAAAUGAACCACACUCUGCAUGCAGGUGAGUUUUACGGCAUUUAUCACAACCUUUUUAACCCAUGCGUGAGGUACUUGAAUUCUAAUUUGCAGAAUGUAUCAAGUCUAGAUAAGUUAACUUGUUUUUAUAUUGUUAGUAAAAGUCAAAUCAGGUCGUAUAUAACAUGGAAUGUCACAAACGAAUAUCAACUGAAUUUGUUAACAACAUUUUCGACAAAUUAUUUUCGACGAAACAAAUAUAACACUAUCGUUUUAAACGUCUGGCGCUGAUUCGCUUCUAAGUUGACUUUGUUGAUCCACACAAUUUAUUUCAUAAGUUUAGUUAAUCGUCACAGUGCCAGAGAGCAAGGGAUGUUUCCUAACAGAGAGUAUUUCAAUCUUUUUACAAAAUGAAUAACACGCACAAAUAACGAGUUUUAUGGCCCAAAAAUUGAUCACUAAAAUAUCAGCACGGGAUAUCACGUCCUAUAAAAUCAAAUUUUAGGACAGCAGAAGCCCCCAAAACAUCUAGGACUUCGCUUUAAUUAAAGAGGAGAAUCAAAACUACUUCUUUUAAAAAAGAGAAUUACAACGAAGCUUCAAGCCGCUCCGAAUCUUGAUCGCAAAUGGUACACCUAUCGUACAUUUUAGAAAAUAUGAAAGAUCUAAAAAUUGUAAAUUAUUUUUAGCCCUCACUUUAUCUCUGUCGAAUGUAUUUAUUAUUCAUACUCUCUCCCCCGAAAAAACAAACAUUAUUCAAAUGACAUUGGAUAAAUUUCACUCGGUUUCUGAAUUUCAUAUCAUUAGAAAAAUAUUCCUCUCUCUGUUGUUCUUUUCGUUUUUCGAAGCUUGACUUUCGAUGCUCGGGUUUCGUUUAAGCUAUCGUAAUAUCUAAGGCCAACCAACAAGUAAUAACUUCCCUUUCAAUCUCUUUCACUCCAUAUUAUUUGUUGAUCCAUUAGUAUGGAUGUUUUCCCAACAGUUUUGUAGCGUGGAAACAGAUUGAAAAAUUCAACUCGACUCGAAAGUCACCAAUGUUCCGGAUGUCUUCGCCGCUGGAAGAGAUCCCUCCAACUUCAUAUCUCCAUGAAAUUAUUCAAACCUGAACUCUUUCCAUUAAAAUUUUAAUAUAAAAAUCAAAUCGAUACUAAAGUCUGGUUUCUAAGAAAACGCUCUAUUUUGGAAAGAAUGCGAAAACCAAAAGGUGAUUUUUGAGCGCAGGUAGGAGGUAAGAAACCCGCAUGGAGCAGUGUUAGUUCAACAAAAUUUGUAUUUGCUAGUUAUAACCUAGACACCUUUUUUUAGUAUACGCAAAAAGAAAAAAGAAAAACAAAAACGUUCGUUUUUCUUGAUACCUAACGUGUCCUUAACUCAUUUAUACCUCUUGGCCUAGCAUAAGUUGACAACUAGAACAAUGCACCUUCAAAUAAUCGGACACCUUUGGGUUAAAAUGCACCUUAAUCUGCAAUUUUUAUCGUCAAGGUCAUCCUGUUUCUCAACGACUACUUCAACUAACUAAGGCUCUAAAUUUCUCUCUUACAAAUUCUCUGCGAGAAGAUCUUUCUUCUGUCACCUUCAGUUUUAAAUUAAAAGGGAAAUUUCACUGGAUGGAUGCUCUUUUCAAAAAUAAACCGGCGGUCUAUAUGCAAAGGUGCUGAUUACAAAGUGUUGCACUAAUCAAAACCAGAGUCUUAAACAGAUAUACGCCAAACGAUCAAAGUGAAUUUAUCUUGCAGAUCCGAGCCAUUAUAAAGAUCAAAAUUUUCUCUUUCUCUUCAAAGAGACAAAUGAAAACAAAGUUCAUAAAGUGUCAAUUUUUCGAAUAAUAACAAGAAGGUACUCUUGAUGAAAAAAUUGAUGUGUAAUUGUCGCGCUGCAGCAUUUGCUUAAGCAAUAUUUUUACGGUUUUAUACGUUAUUUAGAAUAGCGUCACUUCAAAAUUUAUACUCUAAGUUAAAAGGAAAUUCUGGCAAAAUAGAUUCAAAAAAAAAAAAAAGGAAUUGUAUCAGUGUAGCUCUAGAGUCUUGAAUUCAAUAAUUUAUCUUAGCAGGUGCCAACUACUUAACGAACACAAAUGACACAAGGCCGCCAAUAAGCAAAUACGCAAUUAAAAAAAGGCAAAGUUAGUUUGUUUUCUAUAAAAAAAAACGUCGAGAACGGACAGUUUUUGAGUUGCACAUCAGGCAGCUGGUUGCUGGGAGUUUUAACUCACGAAAAGUAAUCAUUCUUUUCUCGCCAUAAAAUCAGUUUAUAUUUUAUAUUACGAAACACCCACUCGCACAAGAGACAAUCGAUGGCUUUUCAUCUAUAAUCAGCAGCAAUGUCUUCACCGUUUUACACCCCAACAUCAGUAUCCAUCUUCUCCAUACUUUUCUCUACACAUUUCCUUUGGUUCUAACAAGGAGAAUUCGUUCAUCAAUCAAAGCAUCUUUGAUUGGUGAUCAUUUUUUUUCAACUCGUGAUCUUAAUGAAUGAUUCAGCUGUAUUACAGUAGGGAGAAAUUAGAUGCUGGUCACUCUUAAAGUUUAAAGGCUUCAAAGAUGUGUGCUCUUAGUGCGAAUGAUAAGUUAGAAUGACUGAAAUUUCUCUCCCCGUGAAAAAGUUGUUUAAAAUAAAAAAAUUUCACGCUUAUUCAUUUUGGAAUCCGAUAUAGACGUGCCACUGGUGAUGUCGCAACAGAAUUAGACUUUCGUUCAAAAUCACAUGUUUUCUUCGCGAUUAAUACACGAUUGAUUAGCCUGACUCCUACCUUGUCAGACAAAAAAAUUCAACGUUCAUUUCUCAAUAAAUAUUUUGCUUACUUUGUGCAAUUAGGCAGCUCCAAUAAUUGUUUUCUUAUGUUUGAAAUAAUUCAACAAAGGAACCCAAAUUACCAAUCAAGCUUCCGUCUCCCUCAGGAACAUGUGACCUGUUGAAAAGUGAAGGUCAGUAAUUCUACUGAAGGAGUUAUUAAGUGCGUUAUAACAUACAUGAAAAAAUUACGCGCGACUGACUGGCUGAAAGCGAGUGUAUUUUCAUGUAAAACGCGUGCAAAGUUGUAAAAAGAGUGCAAAGUUGUAACACAAGUGCAAAUUACAAAUAGUGCGCGCUGCAAAAAUUUCGUUCGUCUUGACUUUCCGUGAUGAGUUUCUUAUGUAAAUUAUUAACAAGUAAAAAUAUGAUUUCUGGUGCAAUUUGGUGUAGGUAAGCAGUUGGAAAUUUUUCAAAGACUACAAAUUGCACUUGCCCUAUAGGCUCGUGCAGUUUUGUUGUCCUUGAAAAAUUUACUCGUGCUUAUAAACCCUUUUCACCCUGAGAUCAGUAUGCAUUUUCUCUAUACUGAUAUCUAUACAUUUACUACUGAUACCGACAAGGAGCAUUUGUCUAACAAUCAAGAGCUUCUUGGGUGGGUGGUCAUUUCCUAUAUUCUCAUAACCUUACUGCUUGAUUCAGUGGUGAUAAAGCAGAGAGAAAUUAGCCACUGGUCACUCUCAGGGGUUAAAGGGUUAACACCAAAUUGUACUCGAAAUCAUGUUAUUACCUGUACUAAUUACCACUGAUCCGGAAUAGACUUCCCUGUUACAGAUUGAAUUGACAAAGAAAACUGAGGCACUGUCUUUAGUAUAAAACGAGCUAAGUGAACUUUGAGGGAAAUCCUUUAUUUAAAAAUCAAAACGCCUUUCACUAUACAUGAACAGGACACGAAAUGAUGCAACUGAAGUCUUAACCUGGAACUACACAAUGAAUUAUCAGAACAGACCAAAAACAUUUCAAGAGCUUAAAUACCAAUAACUUUUUCCACUUUCUACUACCAUGGAACGUUUCCAUUCGCAAUUCUCAAAAUACUGAAGAGAGGUCAUGACUUCUCUCUACAAAAACAUUCUGACCCUGGAGACCAGAAGAGAAUUCUUGACUUUCUAUUAUCUAUUCACUCACAUUCUUCAGCCAGUUGAUCAACAUUGAUGAGAGGAUGUAACAUAUGAAAUAAUAUCUCCCCACACGUUUUAACUUGAUUAAGGCCAAAUUUAGUUUCGUACCGAAAACACUUAACGGAAUAUAUAGUUCGUGAUUGGCAAGUUUAAAAUACAUUCUCAAUUACUAUUUUAAGACCAGAAAAAAAAAUCAUCAACCUUCCAAAGCAUGAUCUCACAGUUAAAUGGACACACACAUGUAGAGCGUACAGUCACAUUCAACUUCUUUUAGCGUAAUCGUAACUGGAAAAUGUUCUCUACUGCUUAUCAAAGAGCGAAUGUAACUGUACCUGGGCUGAUAUAAGAGCUAUUUCUUUUUCACUACGGGAUUUUUUGACUCGGAAAAUAAUUUAGGUUCUCUGGACUUGGUUAGCAUUAGCCAGUUACGAAUUCCAUAACAGGUGUACUCUGUAAAAAACCGAUAUUGCGAGAGAGGUAAAUAGCUAUUUUUAUUGUUAUCCGAUGAUUAUUUUCAUCCUAGCGUUACGCAACAUUAGAAAAAACAAUUAAAGUCGAAUAGUCCCACAGGUAUUAACUACCUUGGAGGACUAUUCAGCUAAUCCCGCCACAGCCCGCCAAAAAUUGCUCAGCUGAUCGGUCAAGUCUUCUAUAAUAAUAUAUUGUGAUAUUUUUUCUAUUGAGAUGAAACCAUCAAGUACAGAUGAGAAACUCAUUAGAAACAUCGUCUUAAGAAAUAUUUCUCCCACAGAAUGCGGAAACUGCGUCUGAACUAGAGUGUUAUUACGUAAAUUUACCAAUUAACCUCGUAAUUUUUUAGCAAGAUUUUGAAUGGUUGACUUCAAUAAGUCAAUAUCGAUAAUUGUUAUAAUGUAUUAAUUUCUGCGAUCAUUCAAACUUAUUCUGACAGCUAUUUAGCGCAUCACUACAUCAGUAAUCAAUUUGUAUCUUCGGCAUGACAGAAUUUGCCGGUAACUUUCUGUCGACAUUAACAAACAUUCAACUUUACGGAUGAUUUGUUCGGACACAAUACGUGGCUUAUAGAAAUCUGCCGCUAAAUCGGCACAAAAGCUCACGGCUAAGUUCGUGGUGGAUUGAAAAGCAACCGAUUUUGUCGACUAAACAGUUCCAUUAUCGCUGUAACCUGACGUAAUUUGCCACAUGUGAGGUUAGCCUGUUGUGGGUGUUCAUUGACGUUCACGUACCCAAGGAUCCUUGACCCUCGGAACAAUACAUGCAACGAAGUCAUAUUCAUAAUUGCUUUGUCUGUGCUUCAGUAAUUAACCACCAACCUGUUGCAUUUGAAUUCUUAUGCAAAACUAUCUACGCAUCAUAUUAGGGGAAAAAAAAUUUUAUUCACGACGCUUUUAGCCAAAUGCGACCAACUCAAAUCUUACAGUUUUAUUCAAGAUUUUUUUUUUAACAAUGAAGUAAAAUGGAUUCAGAAGUGACUGACGAUAUUGAGCACACAGUCAAGGACAUUUUUAGAUCUUGGGACUUAAACAAAAAUGGCUUCAUCGAGAAGUCUGAACUAGCAUGUUGUUGUGCGGAGUUGAAUUUGACAAAACAAGAAAUUGAGGACUUGUUCAAUGAGCUUGAUGCCGACAAAGACAACAAGAUAAGUUUACUAGAUUUUUCCAAAGGCUUCAAACGUGUGUGCUCGUUGUUCGAGGCGGACGUUGAGGAACUUUCCACCGCGGAGAAAGAAAGAAAAAAGUUCGACAAACUGCUGGACGCCCUGGGAGUCAGGGAGCUCUUGUCAGGGUAAAUAUUGGUUAUUGCCUUCUUGAUUGGUUUUCUAAACGAUUUAUCAGUAAAAGUAACAUUUUAACCGUUUCAAAGUCUUACUGGUGCUUUGACAAAGCAGUGUUCGUUCGGGGACCAUAAAUGGGGAAGCGUUCGAAUGUCUGGAUAAUUUAAUGUAGCUCGCAAUCAAAACAUGUCUCAAUAGUUAAUUUUUAACUUAAAACUACUGCUCAUUUGCUUCCUUGUUUUCGAAGCAUGGUCGACUUUACACUUGAAGUGCGUAAAAUUUUCGAUAGAUCUUGUUUACUAUGGAAGAAAUCCAACUGAUGUUUGAGCAAUCACUAAUGAGGUAAAUUAAGUCACGUUUGUUGUUAACAAACUCGAUCUUGUUGCUAUCAAAAAUAUUCCAAAGUCACCAUCGAUUCCAAUUCUCGUGAAAGUAACCAUAUGGUUUAUAUACUUUAUAACCACGGUCAAAAAUCCGUGAAUAUUGGGAGGUAGAUUAAGAUUUCUGUACAUUAGUUGGAAUAUUGAGUUUUAAACUGAUAUUCUUGAAGCAUUCAAAAUAAUUUGCGCGAAGUUAAGCAUGAGAGAACACGAUUAGUAUUGGUAUUAGUAUGCGACUCCGUGCAAUGUAGCUCGGUAAGAAGAUUGGGUUCUAGAAUUUCCAAUACGUUGGUGAGGAUUUCGCUCAACAACAGGUAAUCACAAGACUAUAUGAACAAUGUAUUUACCAAUAUUGAGGCUCGAAAGCCUUUCUAACACUGCGCUAAUAGUGCUGAUAAUAGCUUGCGGUAGCUGUAUGGAUCCUUCAUGGCUAGCUUUAAUUUGGCGGCGAUCCGACUAAUUAUAUAAUCUGUUUUUAAUAGUUUUAUGGUGAACACAGCGUGCUUUAUAUAAAGUCAACAAAUUCUUAUCUACAACGUUGCGAUCAUAGAAGACUUCAAGUCUGUGGCAGUAGUUAUUUACAAAGUUGUUAGUUACAACCUGCAUCGCACAAUUAUUCCAUCGAGGAAUUUAUUAUGUUGCGUACCUCAAGAGCAGUUACAAGAUAGAUUCCUAUCAUCCGAAGAUGACAUUCUAUAUAACUUUGAAAAUCAUUUGAAAAAUAUAUAUUAUAUAUACAUAUAGAAUUUCACUCACGUAGCCUUAUUGUGAAGUAAGAGUCCACUGAUUACUGUAGCAGGUCGCUUUCUGGCUGCUUUGACGCCAUUUUGCCAUUUAUUAUUUGUAUAAGCUGCUGACCAUCUGUGGACACCUCACUGAUCUUGGAAAGAAAAGUCAGUCGCUAAUAGACUGAGGUUUAACCCUUUAACUCCCAAGAUCUGAUUGUUAAUUCUCCCCUGUGACUGCUACGUAUUUCCUUGUAUACUAGCUACCAGAAUUUGGUGUUAGAUCAAGAUAACUUCUACCUGAUAAGUUUGAGUAUUCUCAUUGCCAGUUUGCUGGAUAUUGUGUGAACAUUUUAGGGAGAAGUUGCAUGGUGAUCACUUCUUGGAGUUAAAAGGUUAAAUAAACCUGAAAGUCCAUUGAACUCAGUUCUGGAUUUGAGAAUAAUGUCAUCAUAAUAUUUUUAAAUUAGGGUGUUUUUGUUUCAUAUUCCCAAAAAGAACAAUCGUACUUAUGUUCUACUGGAGGACAGUCACUUUGGUGAUGUUACCACUGACAAAAUUUUGCCUUUUUUCACACAAAACAAGUAGAUUCCUCUAUGAUCUAUCACUGAACAGAUGUGCAGCAACAUGGAAUCUAUUUUUUUAAACUGAUCAAUCCUCCUUUUCCCUGACCCCACUACAUGGAAGAAAUGUUUGUAUGUAUAUCAUUGUAUAAAGAGGUUUACCUGAACCUGGUGAUUACAAUGCUGAGAAAAAAAUAGAUUAAUAUUGAAGGGAAUUAAUCAUAUAUGAUUUUUCAGCCAAAGACAAAAAUGCACUAGUCUUUGUCAUGGUGUAAUAACUUGUUUUAUUUUUUUCUCUAGCCAAGAGUAUGUGUCUGAUUUGUUCCACUACCUGCAUAAUUCAAGUGAAUCACCACAGCUCAUAGCUUUGCUGGAAAGUUUUCUGUUCAGUGUUGUUAGAGAUGUCAAACAUUAUUCCUCAGAGAAUCAACGGCUGGAAGAGGCCCUCAAGAGGUACAGCAGAUUGUAGUUAGUAGUAAAUUUUCUUUUGCUUUUGGCCUCAAGGUUCACAAAUCCAUUUUAGUGUGAAAAUUAUAAAAGCAGGUUUUGGCAUUGGGACUUGAGAGUUGUGCUUUCUCCAAGUUUCCUGUUUUGCCUUGUUAUUUUGCUUUUUUUAAAUUUUAUCUUUUUACCACAAACAUUGGCGAACUUAAAUGCCAGCUACUGUAUUUUAAAUGCAGCCAUGCACUUUCCCUUGUUGAAUGGAAAUGGCACCAGCUUGAUAGAAUGAUGAAGAUCACUUAGGAUGUCAAAUUUAUUUAAUGUCACGCUCUAAUCCAUCAAGUAGUGAAGUCUAUGCUUGACUUUGUAGGACAUGUGAAAAACACUCAGAACAUAUGGACCAACUUGAUAAUGAGCUUGAACAACAGAUGCAAAGACUGGAGUCCCGCAUCAGAAAGGAGGUUAGCAAAAAAUUAAUUAAUAUACACAUUAGAUAAUUAUCCACUAGUGUAACUGAUUGUACCAAUUCAUUGAUUCGCAAGAAUGACAAAUAUCAAUAUUUUUUUUGGUUCUUUAUUAUAAUACAUAACUAGAUUAAGUAAAGUGUUCCAGUGGCCAGAAAACUUUUGCCAGAAAUAAUUCUGUUUUAAACCUAGUUACCAAUAAUCAACUGUGAAUAUAUGAAAGUCAUAUAUUUGAACUGUGGAUAAAGACGUGAAUAUGAAAGCAAUCUUCACAGUAAUGAAUGCUACUUGAGCAGUAGUGAAAAUGGGUUACCUUAUUUUCACUACUGCCUGAGUAGUGUUCAUUACUCCAAAGAUCGCUUUCAUAUUCACAUCUGGUUACCAAUAAUUAGUCACUAACGGUUAGGGAAUUUAGGUUUGGUUAAACUAUUCCCUGUAUUUUCUAUCCUCAGCUGAUAAUUAAACUUUGCCAAUCAGUUUUUAAAUUAUCUUGCAGGAAAAAAGCAAACAAGAGAGGUCCAACCUGGAUAUUGUCUGGCAACUGGAAAAUAAAAAUAAAGAGAUACAAACUUUAACAGCCAGAGUACAAAAGGUACAAAAAUAAUGAUUGCCAACUGGUUUAUCCGAUAAUUUAAUGCAGUAGUGUGCAUUGAAAAUUUGAUAUAAUUGAAAAGUUCAUAUAAAUUUGUUUUCAUAAGCUAACCCCAAGUUUGAUUUAUUUACAGCUUGAAGGAAAGCUGAAGAAAAAGGAACCUGAGGAGCAAAAGAUCAAGGAGGAAGUAGAUGAUAAAGUUCAAGUAAUGAUAAUAGUUACUUCAGAUUGUUAAAUUCUAAAUUUUUUUUGAAACCUCCAAUAGAUUCCAAUAUGUUUGAACACAUUUGAAUGUUUCACACAUGAAUAGGGUAAAAGAGUGUUUAGCAAAUUUACAAUUAUAUUUAUAUUUUGAAUUGCAUUCUUUUAUUUUAAAACAACAACAACAACAACAACAACAAAAAACAGUGAAAACGUUUUGACUAUGUUGGCACUUUUUUCUUGUGUGAGCUUCUUAAAAACCAACAAAUGGUGUACAAUGAAACCAUUUUAGUCACCAUUAAAAUGUUAGUAUGAAUGGGGUACCAGAAAAGUUUGUGUGAAUAUUAAAAAGACCAUUUAUUUAUUAUUCAGGAAAUAAGGUUCCUGCGAAGUCAGUUAACAGAUGCUCAGACUAACUUAGCUAUCCUGCGAAGUGAACUUGCCCAGCUAAGAAAUGAUUAUGAAGAACAGGAAUCACAGCUUACUGCGUAAGUUAUGGAAACUAAUAAAAGGCUGCAGAAACUGGUACAACAUCAGGAUUGUCAAAAGUAACUGGUGACUGCCAAAAAUCUUCCAAAAUUCCUUUUUGCUUUGUUUAGUUGGCCAUUCUGCAAGGCUGUUCCUCUGAUUUUUUAAUAAGAUAAAUAAUUUGUCACCUCUAGUAGUACAUGUACAUGUGAAGCCACCCACCUCUGUCAAAACCUUUACACAAUUCUUGGAAGUAGUCUUGUCUGCUGAGUGUGUAAACAAUGUGUUUUCAUUUUCUCAAAAGUCAACAGUAACCUCAUAGAAGUUUUAACAUGGGGCUAUUUGUUGUAGUUUGAUUGAAGUAUUGCUUGAUUUUGCCAGGGAGAAGAGAACUGUGAUGGAAUGUGUACAAGAACAAGAAAGUUUGACAAGGCAGCUUCAGUUAUUACAGUAAGUUAAUUUGUCCAUUAGCUGUGGUGCCCACUAAAUAAAUCAUGUCAAGUUAUCGGAGGGUAAAAUAAAAUGAAUAACCAGAAUAAAUUUGAAAGAAGAUUUUCUUACAACCUUAUAAGGGCAUAGUGAAUUGUUUAACUAAACAGUUAUACAAUUUUCAACCAAGAAUAUUGCUUUAAGUGGUUUAGAUUGAAUGUGGACACUUUUAUUUUUAUGAAGAAUGUAAUCAAACCAAUUUUCCUUUUAUUCCUGCAGUGAGGCAAACAAAAAACUUCAUGAUACAAAUGAUGACUUGCGGGCAGCUUUGGAGGUAUUUUUUUUAAUUUUGGAUAAUUAAACCAUUGGUUGAAACUAUUUAUUAAAAAGGUUCUUAUUAUUAACAACUAUUAAAAAUGUACUAAUGAGCAAACCUGAAACUAUUUGAGGUUCCAAAGAUUGUAUGGUCGGUAGGGAUCAAUGUGAGAAUCUGUGCAACUGCCCACCUACCCCUCCCCCAACCUAACAUUGGCUCUAACUCAUCAUCAGUUGACUCCUGCUGGUUUAGGGGAGGGGUGGGUGAUUAGUUGCUCAGGGAUUGACUUUCAUGCAAAUGUAGCUGUAAUCUGUAUGAUGAUUGUGUCUCAGAAUGAAUAUUCUUUCCUUCCUCAAUUUACUCACCUUCAUAAGUUUAUUGAACUUUCAGGCUGCUUACCAAAUGUAAUGUUUGGAUUUUGUUAUGUAUUCAUCAAAAAUUUGUUGUCAACAUACCCUAUACAUUUUGCACCUUUGUUAGAAUCGUUAUUCUCAUCUCCUUUCUUUGUUUGUCUUCUACAGGCUAGAAAAAAUAGCGACAAAAGAAGCCCAUCACCAAGCAAGAGGCAUUCAAUAUCAACAUUGUACUCUCCUACAUCAAGCACAACAUGGAAAAACAACAAAUCACCCAGUCACAGGUAAUGACAAACUCAUGUGUUAAUGGAAGAUACCUGGUUUGUUGAAUGUGUAAUUUUAAGCCUAAAUGACUGUAUUCUGUAGACACUGUCUGUGGGGGAUUGGCAAUAAUUAGUCAGAAUCUUUGAUCUUUUUUAAAAGAUAACAUUAAAUACUUUUUCACACUAUUCAGCUCUCUGUUAAGAGGUUUUCUGUUUUACUUACCUACAUUCAGUCAAUAUCUGGGUCUUAAAUGAGGGUUUUUGAUUUUAAUGUGAACUUUUGGAAGUUUUUUUUGGCUCAAAAAUGAUUAUAACUCAAGAACAUGGCAAAAACCUACAAUAAGAUAAAUAUUAACCCCUCUUAAAAGGGUAUUUCUACACUUUAGGGACAUAUUUGGUAUAUAAGCUUCAGUUGCAAAAAAAAAUUUAGGUUUUGAUCAUAUUUAAAGCAGGUGUUCUUCAGGAUUUGCAGAGGACUUGGGAGCAGACAGUGUGGAUGGAAAAUCUGUGCAAAGUACUCCAUCACGAAAUGUAGCAUCAUCUUUACCUAACAGCAUCAGUAAUUCUCGGCGGGGAUCUGCUGCUUUGCUGCCCAGUCAGCAAAGCUGUGAGGUUGAUGAUGAUUCUCUUGCUGGUGAAAGCUCACUAAUGACUGAGUUAAUGCAGGUUCAGCAGCUCACAGUAAGUUGGAACAUAAUUAUAAUUAGCACAUGGAUGUUCUAUUUCCAGAUCUUUAUCUUGUACCUUUAAAUUGCCCAUUAUAAACUCAGACCUCAGGGAAACUGAGUUUGAACACAAGAAAAACUUUCUAAUUAUAAUAUUCCCUGAGUUAAAGCUAUUUAGGGAAGUAAAUUCUGAAUUAAUGGAAUGAUGCUUUGAUGUAGUCUAGGAAUGGCCAUGAUGAAUGGUUAAUAAAUAUUGUAAACACGUACAUUUACAAAAAAGAUACAGUCUAAAUAUUGAUGUUUCAGUGGGUAAACUUGAACACUGUGUGUAAAUUGCAUGUGGGUUGGUUAAUCAUUGAAUUUAGUUCAAGUUAUGAACUUAACUAUAAAACAGAAAGGUGAAGUACAACGUCCAUUAAAUUCAGGUAUAAGAAAAUGAAAAAACAUAAUAAGAGUUGUAUGAGUGAAUAAACCAAUGAAUCGUAAAUAAAUAGAUAAAUAGACUUAUAAAUAAAUGAAUGAGUAAGUGAAUUAAUCAAUAAAUGGCCAUUUGUUUAAACUUUACAUAAACGUAUAUAAAUAAAAGGCUCUGCAUUGACUUAUUAAGUAAGAGUUAAAUUCUGGUAAUUUAUAAACUUAUGGAAGGCGGAAAACUUGUAGGUUCCUGAAGAUAUCCUUGAAGAAGAAACGAAAUCCACACAGCAGUUAGACUAUAACAACAAUGCAGGCAUACUUAACAGCCGGGAAACCGGCCAGGUACAUCACUUGUUACCUCCUGCAAGGCAAUCAUGUGAAGUGGAUGAUCAUGUUUCAAUUGAAGACAAGACCUUGCUUGAUGACCCUGUCAUUUUGGGGUUUUGUUCUAUGGUAGGCAACAAAAACUACCUGUAAAUAUUAAAAAAUGAUAUAUACACAACCUGUGUAUUGACUGAACUACCAUACAAAGUCCAAAAGUCCAAAACAUGCAUCGGAGGUCACGUUAAGAUUGGCAACAUCAAAAAGAUUCUGUUUGAAAAAAAGAGAAAACAGAAAGAAGAAUGGAGAAUUCUUUGGCGCAUGGUUGUGUAUAUUCAGUAUAACAAAUUUAUUUUGAUAAAACAGCGACUACGUAAAUAUUAAAUUAAAUAUUAACCUAAGUUAAAUUUAAACUAAACAGGAUAAAACUCAUAAAACUACAGACAAUACACGCUUGACAUCAGACUUGGACAGUGAACAAUCUGACGUUCCUAAAGACACGGACAAACUACUGAGAAACAGAAAUAGCUCAAGGUUUGGGUCACGAUUUGGAAAGUACUUCGGGAAACUGUCCAAAAAUACCAGAAACAAGGAGAAUAGCAGACCAAGUGAGGACUUAAAGGAUAACUUUUUGAGGAAACGUGAUGCCAAAGAUAAUGUCCUAAAAAAAGAUGAUAAGUCUCUUGGACAGAGCGACUUAAAAGAUUCAUCACUGAAAAAGAGUGACACAAGAAAAGGGAAAAAUUAUUCAAAAAAAAGAGCUGAUAGCAGAGUGAGCAAACCACAGGAAAAACCUGUUUCAAUUGUAAAAGAAAGUAAAAAAGGACGAAAUGUUGUUGAUGCUCAAAGUAGAUUAAAGGCAACAGAACAUAACUCAGACUCUGAGGAUAAAACAGAGAAUGUUACACGAGGGACCAGGGAAAAUAGAAAUUCAAGUAAGGGCGGGGUGACUUACAACAGACUGCGGAGGAAUACUUCAGUUACUUUCUCACCAACUGUGACAUGCACAACCGACACUCCACGAAAAUCAAAGUCGAUCACAACAAAUAAGAAAAUGCCAGCAGCCCUUGAUCUCCGUUUACGACAUUUCGCUGCAAGCGAGACAUCUGAUACUGACAGUACAACAACACAAGACACAGAAACGGUAUGACACAUUGGAUUAAUGUCAAUAUCUUAGGAACUGCACACCAACCCCUCCCUUAACUCAACAAUAGUCAACUGAUAAGAAGUGAAGGUUAAUGUUGGGUUAGGGGAGGGGUAGGCGCGCAGUUGAUCAGAUACUGACUUUGAUCCGACACACAUAACUACUAACAAUAAUUGAAUUAAAAUGAAGUGACCCUUAAAAUACUAAGCGAUCACCUAUGAGAUUAGAAAUAAACCAUAAUGUUUGCUCUCGUUUGAUCCCCUGAAAGAGACGGGUGCUAUGGAAUAACCGUUUCUAUGAAGUAAAAUAAACUGAUAAAUGAAGAGGUUAACUAAUUUCCUAAGUUCCUUUCUUUCACCUCUAUUUCCAUCAAACUGACAGUGAUAGACACAAAGUAUGGCGAAGUAUAAGGGCAAUUGUUUAAUGGUGGCCUUCAUGAUGGAGUUAAUAAGUUUUCUUUAACAUCAUUACUUGUUAUAGAAUUUUCAUAGAGACUUAGAAGAUGAGGAUGAAGCAUACAAUUCAUUGAGGUCAUCUGAGAGGAAAUCAUUCUCCAAGCAGCUGGAUAUUUUACAGUAAGCUAAUUUUAUAGCUUAACUCGUUUCUUUCAUGCCAAGUCGGUGGGUUAAAGCUAAAAGCUCUAAUCUCCUACUCCUAUGAAGUCUAGAGGGUGUUACAUGUGAAAACAGGUCCAGCAAAAUUCUUAUAGUGAGAUGAAUUAUCCACUUAAUAAAGUCUGAGAAGAACUUUUGAAAAAAUGAUCUGAAAAGCAUUUGAUCUUCUAUGAUGCACUGGUCACGAGAGGCAGCAACAGUAAUAAUGUCAGUUUCAGCAACAAUAGACAAAAACAGCAUCAAUAAGGAACAAAAGUCAGUCAAAGAAUCGAAGUCCUGUCAAUUCAAUUUGUGUACCCUCUUCAGCAGGCUAAGACCCCAAUCUCAUAUGCUGUCCUAUGUUUUAUCUCUAACAGGGAAACCAAUAAAAGACUAUGUGACAGCAAUGAUGACUUGCGUGCAGCUCUUGAGGUGUGCGUCUCUGCUAUCUGUUUUUAGAACUGAUUCCUGAUUUAAAAUGUCUAUAAUUUUGUUUUGAAAAUAUUACGACUUCACGACAUAUUGAAUACAAUUUAGAAGGCCGGCAUAUUGAUGUAGAUGAAGAUAGCUUUAACAACAAUUAUAACAACGUAAAUACAUUGCCUUUGAUAUUAUGAGGCAGUUUAAAAUGAGAGAGGUAAAGCGCACGGGUUGAAGUAGGGAUUAAUUUUCUCUUCGAUAGCGUUUUCCGAGCUUGAUACGCCUCACUAAGAACUUUUUAAAAAAUUGAUGGAGCUCACAGAUUGCCAAAUGAAGCUGUAGCAUUUCCUGAUAAAUGUAUGUGCUUAAUAAGGUCUUCAGUACAUGACUUUUGAUUUUGCCAACAAAUUUAUUUUGGUUGUAGGCGUUAACAGGAAGAAGGUCAUUAAAGUUAUCUAAGGUAACUGGCUACAUCUAGUAACACGUUUAUUUUCUUCAGUAUUUAAGUCUAAUGUUAGGUGAUAUAGUGCGAUCUCAGGUGAGUUGGUCAAAUAAAAUUAAGUAAACUAACAAGAGAAUUGUAACAUUUUUGGCUCCAUGUUUGUACUAAGUGCAUUAGUGGAAUGAAAAUUUGCAGACGUUAGAAAUGAAUAUCAGAUUAUUACAGUAAAAAGUCUCAGCAGUUUGCGUUAGUACAGUUUCAAAGUGCUCAGGUGUGUUGAGGUUAAAGUAUAUUUUUUUGAUAUCAGGCGCGAAGAAGUGGUGAGAAAUGUCAUAGGAAUCCCAGCAUUCAUAGUGAUUAUGGCUCCAUUUCCAGUCGCAGUAUUACUCCCAACCAGUGAGUGUUCUUGUUACUUUAGGUGUAGUUAUCUGCCUGACGACCUUCGUUUAGCAACGGCAGUAUUGUUUAGUAUGCCGUUAUGCUGGUCAGGAAUUUUUCUUUAGUACUAAAUCAACUUUUAACUGAGUUGAUUAAGUAGGGGAUCGAUUGUUACUGUUGUCACUGUAUAGUUUAUCCUGGUGUAAUGCCUAGCUGUAUUUGAUCGUGAUGUUGUACCCAUGUGUAGUUUAUCGUCGUCUUUCGCCCAUGGAAAGUUGAUUCUGGUGUUUGGCCCAUGCGUAUUUAAUCCUUUUGUGUUGCCUAUGUAAGUUGAUCCUCGUGUUGCUCCGAUGUUUAGUCUGCAGGGACCAAAAUCGGAGGAUGAUGUUGCCGAUGGUGCUGAAGCUGAAGAACCUGGCGAGUUGUCUGGAUACGAACCCGAGUCUGACGUGAACACCAUGACGGUAUUUAGCGUUUCAUAUCUGCAACUGAGCAACUCCUGUCACGCUUGGACAAUCAGUUUGACAGUACUUAGGUUUACUUCACUGCUAGACAAUUAGGCGGAUAGUUACAUGAACGGUAUUUGCGUGAGUAAAUUCGGAGUUUGUGGGAGAAUUGUUACAGGGAAGGCAGGGUGCUAAUCAGAAUGUUCCUACAAGCAAACUGGUGGGACGAGUUGAUACAGCUCAGGAUAUUGCCCCCUUUAUCACGACGAUGGCUGCAAUUUGUUCGUCUUUAGAGCAACCCCUUCAUCGAACCGUAAAAAUAGUGUAAAAAAUUAUUCCUAUUGCUGUACUUUGAAUGAUGAUUCGUACAUAAACCAAUUAAACGAAUAACAAUGACUAAAUAAAUAAAUCAAAAUCAAAUAUGAUAAUAAAUUCAUGAUACUUAUAUAAACAAAUAGAUAACAAUAGAUAAAUUUAAGAUUUCAUCAAGGGAGGAGAUUUAAAACUGCACUGACUUAUGCUUGGCUUAAACAGAUUUAGCGGAAAUUAAGUUGCUUGAGUUUUAAAUUAAACGUAAUAGUAAAGUCCCUUGUAAUUAAACGUCCAGGUAAACGCUCGGCAUUUUGAAGAGGCUCCUAAGUUAUCCAAACUGACGGCCACUCCGCAUGAGCGUCACGUGGUACUUAAGGAACCCACUAGUGAUGUAAUGUGGGAAAGUGACUCAGAGAGCGACCCAGUCCCCGCCCAACCAACACUACACCAACAUGAACAACAGCAACAAGAACACCUGACGGCAAACGUUGAAACAAACGCAAACAAUAUCACACACUCUCCGUUCGUUCGAAAUAGUCUUACGAGAAAACCUUGUAGACAUAAAAGUCUUGAACAGUUAUUCAAUCAGUCAAACAGUAAAGGCGACCGAUCGGCCUGGCCGCCAAUAGCUCGAGCUGGUAAAUGGAACAGUAUGGAACAAGUGAAGAAAAGAAACGAUUUUAUUGGAGAGCGUACACUAUCACUACCCACUUCACGCUGGCAAAGCGACGAAAGAGUAAACCUAGGACAAGGGAUAGGCCUUUGGCAGCUAUCUGAAAAGCUUAACGUUUUGCGCGCCAGUAGGGAAAGUGUGGCAGAGCUAAAAAAUGAUGACUAUAAAGUAAAUGUUAUUGCUGCUUCUCACGAACCUGUCAUACAGAACUUCAAUACUGAUAAUCAAACAAUUUUUCAUGAUGAUUUAAGUCAGUUAGUAAGAAAGCCUUCCCUGAGGCAAAGGAUAUUCCACGACAAAAAGAUCGCCGAAACGCCUGAGGACGAAAGUACGCCGAUCCCGUGUGACUUUGCCGGAGGCUCUAGCUUAAAAAGGAGAAAUUCGCUGGUAAUAAAACGCAACAGAACCAAGGUAAAAAAUUUAAAAAGAUAAACUUUUCAACUUAAACAUUUAAAUUUAAAAGAUGAAAGAGAGCCCUCCUCUUAAAAUAAAACAGUGGCUGUCGAACAUAAAUAUAUUUUCUCGAGCCUAAACUUUGGACACGUAGCCUAAACCCAUAAUAAGUAUAUAAUAACGUAUGAAAAAUUAUGAGGGUAUUUUAAAUCUAAGCUUUAAUUGAGACAGAAUGGCAUCCUCCGCUGUUUUCAAGAUGAAACUUCAUGUAAAUAAGCGACUGUUAAACCAAAGAGCUAGAAAAGUUAAGUGCUCAAACAAGACUUUCUGAGAAACACAGAUUGAACUUUUACUCGGAAUGUAAAUUUUGAAUUCAACCUCUUUUUAGUUGCUAGACGAAUGGUCACGAGUGAAAGAGUAAACUCUGAUCCUUUUAUAUUAAAAGUUCGCGUCUCAGUAUUUAAGGAGUUAAAUUGGUGUGAUUUAUAAAACUUAACCAUUCGUACUCGAACUAAGCUUGAAUUGAAACCCACUGUAACUUAGAUUGAACUUAAACCCCGCGUUAUGAAAACGAUAAAGUGGUUUAAACCAAAACUUUUAAGUCAGUGAAGGCUAAGUUCAAUAAUAAAACUAUAAAAGCUAUAAUCACUCUUUGUUCACUUAGUGCACUUUAUGUUUUCAGUUUAUGCGUGAAUGACCCAGAGACGUAUUUUAUUGCUGUUUAUGAUAAAUCAUGUUAGUUUUUUUAAAGGUGCAGUGUAAAUGGAACUUCACCAAUCUCUUCUGAUAGUUGAUUUAAAAUAAUUAUAAUGAUAAACCUAACAGACCUGCUGGUUGUUGAUCGUUCAACAGACGGACUCUCUUCCUGAAUCUGAUAACAGCAAGCCUGAUACAUUCAGCGCAGAACUUGAAGCUCAGGUGAAAAAAGCUAAUACUAUGGUCAUUUGCUUUUGACUACUUGUAAAAUUCUUGCUGUCAGCAGCCACCGUAAAUCGUUAUUAAAGAGGAUUACUUUUCAAACACCAGUAGAUUUUGAUGUUUAAGUUUCGUGUUGUCCACUCGCGGCCAGCUUUCCGAGACCGUAGGACAUGAUACGCCCCACAAUCCACUGCUGGCGGGAUUUAACAGCAUAUGAUAACCAGAGGUCGAAGAAGUUUUAAUUAUGCUUUAAAUGCAUGUAUCUUAAUUUGGCACUGCUAAACAUAACACCUAUUAACUGCACGUAAUUUUGCUUUUCACAUCAAUAAUGAAAAAAAAAACUGAGUUCCAAACUAGCUGCAGUUGUUGCAGCGAAAAGCAUGACAAUUGAUGUUAUGGCUUUACAAAACACCCUACUCUACAUGAUGUAAAAAAACCCUGAUCAAACAGGAAAAAUGAACAGAACUUGAAGGCGAAGAGUUAAUCGUGAUCAUUGGAACAAUAAAAAUAAUUUAAAUAACAUUGAUUUAACCCGUGUAACUGCACCCUGAUUAAUUGUCAUUCACUUGCUUGAUUAAACACUGAAAUUGACAUCAAACAGCUAAGCCUUGAACGAAAAGUAGUCCUUCACUUUUAUUAUUAUUUUUGUUAUUUUCAUCAUUGCCUUUAUCAUUGAUACUAUUGUUAUUACUUUAUCGUCAUUGUUGUGAUAAAUAAUAUUACUAUCAUUAUACAGUUUAAAAGUGUAAUCGAAGAAGAUGAUGAAGACAUUGAUGAAGAUGACGUAGGAGACGAGGAAUUAGCUCAGUUAGUUGCCAUGGCAAGAGCUAAUACAGAGUCUGAAGAUGAUAGUGAGACGGAAGCAGAAGCGCCCGAGGGGGAGAGGGGUGCAGCUGUUGGUUCAGACUCUUUGUCUGAGGCAUCCUCAAAUACGCCACUGCAUGUAAGUACAUAACAGCACGUUAGUGCCACAUAUCACAUCAGUCUUGCAUAUCACGUUCGUACCACAUAUCACAUUAGUAUCGCAUCUCACGUGGGUACCACAUAUCGCAUUUAAUUUAGUGCCUCAUAUCACGUUGGUAUCGAACAUCAUUAGUACCCCAUAUCACGUAUAUAUCGCAUAUCACGCAAAUAGCAAAUGUCACAUUUUGUACUGAUAUCACUCAACUCCCACAUAUCACGUUAGUACUUAUAUGACGUAAGUACCGCAUAUCACAUUAGUACUGCUAUCACGUUAUUGCCACAUAUCACGUUAGUACCUCAUAUCACAUUAGCACUGAUAUCACGUCAUUACCACAUAUCACGUCAGUACCACAUAUCACAUUAGAACCUCAUUUUACGUAUCAGAUGUCUAAGUCUCGCAAGUAUCACAUAUCCUCACGUGACGCGAUAGAUGACUAGUUUGAAUUCUUUUCACCCCUUUCCCCCCCCGCCCUACUCCCCUUCCAUGGGCUUAGCAAAUGCCCGAGUAAUGGGUGGUACGUCUUAGACCAAACAAUUAAGUACAACAAGAAAUGUGCGUGAAUACCUUUACACUAAAUUUUAUGGGAAUUUUUUUGAUCGUCGAUUAUUUUUUUUAAUAGUUAUCUCCUAUGAUAGUGUUCAGUGUUUCAUCCAGUGGUUUAUCUUUUUCUGUUGAAGGCAUCAGUAGCAGAGAGUAAUGUUCCAGAGCGCAUGUAUAAACUGGUUUUAGCGGGAGACGCGGCAGUUGGCAAAUCAAGCUUCAUACUCAGACUCUGUAGGAACAGAUUCCACAGCGCGCUGAAUUCCACGCUCGGUAUGUAACUCGAUUUCGACUGCGGUUUGUUUACACGAGACUGUUUAAACACGCUCAGGUAUAGCGUGCACGCGGUCAGAUGCCGUGGAAAAGCUGUAGUGGUUUACAUUCGUUCAGCCAAAGCAAAACAAACCUCCUAAAUAACGUGUUUUUCUGUGAUGAUCGGUAAUUUUUAUAGUGAAGAUGAUAUUCAUGAAGGCUCUGUGUUCCCUUACUUCAGGCGUGGAUUUUCAGAUGAAAACGCUGGUUGUGGAUGACAAAACCAUUGCAUUUCAAUUAUGGGAUACUGCUGGCCAAGAAAGGUAAUUUUUUGGACGUAACGUGUUUUAAGGUGUCCGCAUCCGGCUCAAAAUUCUUGCACGAUUGGUGUCCAUCGGUGAAGUGGAAUCGAGGCUAAUCUAGCGAAUUUCCUUUACGUGAUACGUAACAUGUCAAACUCCGGUCGACUGUGGCUGCUAAAAUGUUCUUCUGACUAAGGAUGCGGUUUAUGCGUCGAUUGGGCUUCUAUUGGGUUUCCAUUGGGCUUCUCGGCCAAAGGAAUCUUAAAAAACCUGUGCCUUGCUCACAGAUUUGUCUCAGUUUAGUUCAGACGAAUUGAAAGACCUCUGCCAUGUUUAAGUUUCAGUAGGAACUUAAAUACCAUAAAAGGCAGUUUUGAAAUAUCUCUCUGCUAAUUUAUCUAAGUUCUAGUUUAUUUAAACUGUUGUUUAAUUCUAUAAAUUUUUGGUGUUCUCUUUCGUCGGAGGACCCCCUGAAAACCACCUAGAGUGAUGGAGGCCUGCUCUUGAAAUAUGUAUUUUACUAUUAUUAUCAUUAUUAUAGGUUCCGAAGUAUCGCCAAGUCUUACUUCCGCAAAGCUGACGGUGUGUUAUUGCUCUAUGACGUCACUUGUGAAACAUCCUUCAUUAAUGUUCGUGAUUGGGUGGAAGCUAUAGAGGUAAAUAUUCCCUAACUGGUUAUUGCCCAUAAAUGGCUUCGUCGCUUAUCUUAAUUUUCCCAUUAAACUGAUUUUAAAUCAUUUCAGGAAAGCACAUCCAAACCGAUUCCCAUCAUGCUGUGUGGUAACAAGACUGAUUUGCGCCAGUCGUAUAUUGCUGAAGGAAAGACCGUUAUAACAGAGGAAAAUGGGGAGAAAUUAGCAAGAGUGAGUUAUCGAAAUUGAGGUCUCUAUAGGGUAUGGGUUACCAAGCUGUAUCGGUAAACGUUUCUGUCUGGUGACCUAUAUCAAUGGCCUGCAGAUGAUUUUCAUGCUGCAGUGAAAUUAACCAACGGUUUCGUUAGAGCACUUAACGCUGCUAACGCGUUACUCCUUUAACACUGCAGCAAGAGUGAAAUCACUGGGAAAAAAAAACAAAGCAAAACAUAACAAAACAAAACGAAAAGCGAAAAAACGCCUUCUACUUUCACUUAAAUUAAAUGACUGUAUUCUUUUCCAUGUUAACAGGAAUAUGGUGCUCUGUUCACCGAAACAAGUUCAAAAGAAAACAAGAAUAUAACAGAUGCUUGUAUUGAGCUGGGAAGGUAAGAAAAACUUCGCUGUUUGGUCAAAAAACUAAUCAACUGACUUUUCACAUCAACCAAAGUCGGUGACUUUGUUUAACUGACUGUAUAGUUGAGUAUAUGAACUAUCAUUCCAUGAACGCGCGUUGAAUAUUUAACAAAUAGAUUCCAAGUUGCCGUGCGUCUGUUCAGUAAUAGAUCACAGAUGACGUCAAAAUAUGGUAAGAACAAAAAAAUGGCACACGAGGCGCAGCCAAGUGUGUCACUGAUGUUCUUACCACAUUUUGACGUCCUCUGUGAUCUAUUACUGAACAGACGCACGGCAACUUGGAAUCUAUUUGUUUUAUAAAAUAAAGAAUUUAAAAAAGUUUCAAUGAUGACAUCAUCUAUACGUCUGUCCUCCAAUAGAUCAUAAGUGAGAACCAAUCAGAAUGCGUGCAUAACUGAGCUUAUUAUAUAAAAGAUAAUUGAUGGCCAUUUAAAACGCCCCAAAAUAUAGAUAAUUGAUGGCCAUUUAAAACGCCCAAAAAUAUAGAUAAUUAUGCCAAACUUUGUUUUGUAAGAACAAACGGAAUGUUACAAUGUACAAAAACACUUCCGGUUAAACUUUGCUUCCAUGCGCCUAAUGGCUAAGCCUAUGAAGACUCUUGAAUUACGUUAUCUAAUGAUCCAGUUUUUCAUAACGUGAAUCAAAUGCCAAGUUCUGCAAACUUACAAACCUUUGCCUGAAACGCCAACCUGAUACUGUUUAGCAACAAUCGUUUGUUAAGAAUCACAUUUGGUUGUUUUCGUUUAUUCGUCCUAGAUUGCUAAGGAAAAUUGAGGAUACAGAAGUGGAACAAAGCAAUGGGUUGACACUGAAAGAAGGGGACGAGAAAAGCAAGAAGAAAUCCUGUUGCCUCACAUAGCCAGUGCAUGGAUUGGCAGCGAAACCACAGCGACCGAGAUAUGUCAAUAUGAAGAAACUUUGAAUUUUAUUUAUUUCAUAUUGUUAGCUUUUCAAAGAAGCCAUACAAUAUAUUGAACCGUGUCUUACCUGUGAGAUAAUUAGUUUUAAAGUAUAUAUCGUCGUUAAUGUGCACUGUAAAUAACUCGUAUUUAAAAGAAUUUGAAUUGGAAUUUUUUUAAUGUGCAAUGGGAUGACGUCUUAUCAUACCAUGUAUGUAAAAAUUUAUCAACAUUUUUUCUUAGCAUCAAUAUUAACUUAUUUGAAUCACGUCUCAUUGUAGUGAAAUGAGUAAUAUAGGAUUAAUAGCAUAGCCAGCAUCACGAUAUUGUCAUUUUUUAGCAGGAAAUAUUUUGUAAAUACUUAUGACGUUACAUACAAAUACCCAAUUGUUUUCUGAUUUUCCCAUUUUUUACGCCUGUCUUGUUUUCCAUACAGUUGCAUAAACUGUGAGGAAUGAAUGUGAAGCUUAUGUGAGAAAAGAAAAUAGGACGUGUUCAAUUCAGUACAACUCGUUCAAAACGGUUGACAACGACUGCAGUUGAUUGUAAUUGCUAUUUGUGGAGUGUACACUCUGAGCAGUCCCUACUUCUCGGUGAGGCAUUCGCGCGAGUCAAAAACAAAUCAUUGAAGGAAAAAAAAAUGCCAGCGAGCCGCGCGAAACUCUGGGAGUGAGACGCACGAAAAGUAAGGACGCCACUUUUUUUACCGCCUCACUCCCAGAGUUCCGCGCGGCGCACCAACAGCAAUAGUUCUUCUCCCGAUUUUUUUCUUUUGACUCGCACGACGGACCUCGCCCGUACUUAGCAAAGUUUGGUUUACAACUUUACCCACUCAGCAACAUUCCAUAGUAGGACGCAACUUUGCUUUUCUGUAUUCGUUUCAUAUUACGUUAUGUUCGAGUUGUGCCGAGGAAACGCGUUUGGCAAAGGAAGCUGGUAUUCCUGUAGUUAAAACAGGCUAUUGAACAUGGUGGCACGUUGCCGUAGUUACUCAUACGUUUGUACUUUUACAAGUUUUUAUUUAAGCACACUGAAUGGUCGUUCGCGUCGGUAGUCGAUAAAAAUCGUAAUUAUUACUAUUUUGUACAUAAAUUUUAUGGUC
This is a messenger RNA of Pocillopora meandrina, 24364 nucleotides long. The record is from the annotation of a GenBank genome assembly. NCBI's taxonomy places the organism in Eukaryota, Metazoa, Cnidaria, Anthozoa, Scleractinia, Pocilloporidae.